AUGUUCUCCUGUGUCUGGGUUUCCUAUGAUUCGGUGUCCGUCGCUUUUCCCAUCACCAUGAUGAUUACAGGGAUGGUGGGAAAUUCCCUUGCAAUUAUACUAGUUUAUAUUUCUUAUCGAAAAAAGGAGAACAAAAGGAAGCAAUCGUUUUUGCUGUGCAUUGGAUCUUUAGCGCUGACUGACCUGUUCGGACAACUGCUCACUAGUCCUAUAGUGAUUUCUGUAUACAGAGCAGAGCUGAGCUGGGAGCGCGUCGAUGCGUCCGGGACCUUGUGCGCGUUUUUUGGAGUUUGCAUGACCACUUUUGGUCUGUGUUCGCUGUUUUUAGCCAGUGCCAUGGCCAUCGAAAGGAGUCUGGCUAUUACUGCUCCGCACUGGUACUCCAACAAUAUGAAAACUAGUGUGACCAAGCAGUUGCUGCUCACCAUCUGGGUUGUGGUGCUAUUCUUCGCCUUGUUGCCUGUUGUCGGGGUUGGGAAAUACACUUUGCAGUGGCCCGGUACCUGGUGCUUUAUCAGUACAGGUGACGCAGAUGUAACAGGUAACACGUUCUUCGCGACCACGUUUGCAGCUCUCGGAAUCACCUCGUUGCUGGUCACUUUCUCCUGUAAUGUGGUGACCAUCCGUGCGUUAGUGCUGCGCUGCCGGACGAAACCCAGCGCGUCUCAGUCCUCCAGGCAGUGGGAGAGACUGACCACAGAGACCGUGAUUCAGCUGAUGGGCAUCAUGUGCGUACUGCUCAUCUGCUGGUCUCCUUUAAUGAUACUAAUGUUGAAGAUGAUUUCCAACCAUACAUCUUCUCAUCACUGCAAAUCCUCCACCAUUCAUCUGCUGCCCAGUCAGGACUUACAGAUGGACUGCAACUUCUUCCUGACAGCCAUACGCCUGGCUUCUCUAAAUCAGAUUUUAGACCCUUGGGUUUACCUUCUGCUCAGAGAGAUUCUGCUGAGAAAGUUCUGCCAGGUGGCCAAUGCAGUGUCCAACUGCUCACUGGAUGGACCAAAAGACACUCGUAAAGAGAAUACUUCAGAUGAAACAAAGAAGCAGGUCAUCGCGAAUGACGAGUUUCAGAAACUCACUCCUCCGGAUCCUGGUGGAAGUGCACAGGCUUGACUUAAGUUGUUUAUAUUAUGCUGUGUAAACAUAAGCCUAAGGAAAGGGACAGUGGGAUAUGUAAAGUUAAUCU
This is a messenger RNA of Trichomycterus rosablanca, 1186 nucleotides long. It is a transcript of the gene ptger3, whose product is annotated as prostaglandin E receptor 3 (subtype EP3). Gene Ontology annotation, biological process: positive regulation of cytosolic calcium ion concentration; phospholipase C-activating G protein-coupled receptor signaling pathway; adenylate cyclase-activating G protein-coupled receptor signaling pathway. The record is from RefSeq and is a predicted model, not a curated record. The transcript is spliced from 2 exons. NCBI's taxonomy places the organism in Eukaryota, Metazoa, Chordata, Actinopteri, Siluriformes, Trichomycteridae. Gene Ontology annotation, cellular component: plasma membrane. The coding region runs from base 1 to 1113 and encodes 370 amino acids. Gene Ontology annotation, molecular function: prostaglandin E receptor activity.